Molecule: messenger RNA, 445 nt
Organism: Cinara cedri
Lineage: Eukaryota; Metazoa; Arthropoda; Insecta; Hemiptera; Aphididae
Source: the annotation of a GenBank genome assembly
CCUUUGGAAAGCGUCCAAACAAGCACUAUAUUUUAAAAUAACCACUCCGCCUAUUAAAAAAUCUGAUAGGAGUUUCACUGUGUCUGACACAGAGAAAGCAGAACUUUUUAAAAAUCACCUCUUUAAUGUUUUUCAACCUCACCAAGAUAUUUUAUCUGUCAACUCUGAUACGAUUCUUAGUGGUCUUGAUAUGCCUCUACCUCUAUCUUCCUCAAUUAAACAUUUUUCACCGAGCGAUAUCAAAUUUGCAAUUCAAAAGCAUACUCAUAGGAAGUCUCCGGGUUUUGACCUAAUAACGGCUGAGGAAGCCAGAUGCCUUCCUAAACGCGCAACCGUAUUACUAACUCAUAUAUAUAACGCCAUACUCAGAUUGUCAUACUUCCCACUUUUAUGGAAGUUCUCCAAAAUCGUACUUUUCCCAAAACCAAACAAGCCCCCUGACCUG